Molecule: messenger RNA, 737 nt
Organism: Schistosoma intercalatum
Lineage: Eukaryota; Metazoa; Platyhelminthes; Trematoda; Strigeidida; Schistosomatidae
Source: the annotation of a GenBank genome assembly
GUUACUGAAGACUGAACCCGCGUUAAUGGACUACAAGGUCAAUUUCGCGAUAAAACAUGCGUCUAAAUGUUGUUGUUGCUGUUUCUGAAAACUGGGGUAUCGGGAAGGGUGGAGGUUUGCCUUGGAAAAUAAAGAAAGACAUGGAAGUUUUCAAAUCAAUAACAACUAAAGCUCAUCCAGGUCUCAAAAAUGCGGUUGUUAUGGGGAGAUUUACAUGGGAAUCUAUACCAGAGAGCUUCAAACCACUAAAGGAUAGGAUUAACAUAGUGGUAUCAAGCACGCUAUCACACGCACCACCACGUGUUCAAAUUGUUCCCAAUCUUAAUGCGGCCAUUGACUUGUUAUAUAAUGAAGAAUUCAGCUCCAUAGUAGAUGAGGUUUUUAUCAUUGGUGGGCAUCGUCUUUACGAAGAAGCCUUGAAACAAUCCAUAUACCCGGUUCGUAUCUAUUGUACGCACAUACUAAAUGAGGUGGACUGCGAUACUUAUUUCCCAAAACUCGAUUGGAGUAAACUGAAAAAAGUUGAUCUACCGGAUAUACCAGCGGGUACUUUCACAGAGAAUGGAUUUACAUACAAAUUCUGUGUUUACGACGUUCCAUCCGAACAGUUUAUAUAAUUUAUAAAUUCAUUAGUAGAUAUCAUUUAAUCAAAUAUUUAUUCGUAAAAUUUUUAAUUUUAAAUACAAAUCGUUUUAUACGUCCCGUUUAUUUUCAUCAUACUUCCUGUAAACCAAGAC